CAAACCAAAAUCCCAAAUCUAGGGUUUUCAUGUUCUUCUUCAAACCUUUCACAUUUGCCAUGGGAGACAGGGGAGGGUAAAGGGUUAUUAGUAGAAUAGUGAGAGUAAUAGUAGCAGUGUGAAAGGUGCAAUAAGGUAUCUUGGUUGUCUUGUACCAACCCGUUUGGCUGUUCUUAAAUUUUGUGGGUUUUGGUUGGUGGGUUGAGUUGAUUUUCUUUUCUUUUCUUUUUAUUUAUGAAGUAUUAGUAGAACGUGGUCCAAACACGGUGCAACUCAAGUGAAUGCUGAUACGAGUAAUUUUAUGGUGGUAGACAUGGAUUAGAAUAUGAGAUGGAAAUAUUUCUCCCUACUAGUUUAUGGUGCUUUGUUACUUAGUCCCCAGUAGUGUGUCUGGGUGUCUGUGUGUGAACUUUGAUGUCAAAGGAAAGAUGAGAUCAUGAUGGAGAAAAUCUAGGCAAAUACCAUUUUGAAAACGAUAGCAGAAGAUUUUGGCCUUUUCGGUGAGAAAGUUUGAGUCUUUCUUAAGCAUCAAAAGAAAGAAAAAGAAAAAGGAAGUUUUCUUUCUUUCUUUCUUCUUCUUAUUUUCAUUGUCAAUCGCACCCGUUUCCUUUCAUGAGUUUUGGGGGUUUCAUUGGCGGUGGUAGUAGCGGUGGUGGUGGUGGGGAUGCCGGAUUAAUGAUGGCUGAUAAUCUGUACAGCACCAUUCCCACUUCUGCUUUGGCACACACUCAGCCGCAUAUGGUCUCUCCUCCUCCUAUGGUCCAGCCUAUAUUCAACUCCUCGCCUCUCUCCCUUGCCGUUAAACCCAAGAUGGAGGGUGCUGGAGACAUGGGUUUGAUCGGGGAAAAUUUUGGACCUGGAGAUGCGGACAAGUCCAAGGAGGAGGAGUAUGAGAGCAGGUCUGGGAGUGACAACAUUGAAGGGGCAUCAGGAGAUGAUCAGGACACCCAGGGAGACAAAGCAUCAUCAUCUGGGAGAAAGAAAUAUCAUAGGCACACUCCAUUUCAAAUUCAAGAGCUGGAAGCUUCCUUUAAGGAGAAUCCCCAUCCUGAUGAGAAGGCGAGGUUGGAACUUGGCAGGAGACUGAACUUGGAAAGCAAGCAGGUGAAGUUUUGGUUUCAGAAUAGAAGAACCCAGAUGAAGACUCAAAUGGAACGCCAUGAGAAUAACAUGCUGAAGCAAGAAAAUGACAAGCUUCGAAUUGAAAAUAUUGCAAUGAAAGAAGCUAUGAGGAAUCCAGUUUGCAGCAAUUGUGGUGGCGCAGCAGCUCUUGGAGAGAUUUCUAUCGAGGAGCACCAUCUUAGGAUUGAAAAUGCUCGUCUGAGAGAUGAACUUAGUCGAAUUUGUGGCCUGGCAAACAAAUUUUUGGGUAGGCCAUUGUCAUCCUUGGCCAGUCCUAUAGCCCCAGGCAACUCUGAUUUGGAGCUUGCGGUAGGAAGAAAUGCCUUUGCAGCCUUAAGUUCAGUUGGCACUCCAGUGCCGAUGGGCCUUGAUUUUACUAGUGCAGUUACCAAUCCUUUGCCUAUCCUACCUACCAUCAGAUCUUCUAUGGGCAUGACGAGUUUUGAUGUGUCAAUUGACAAAUCUAUGUACCUGGAGCUUGCUGUGGCAGCAAUGGAUGAACUCUUAAAGCUGGCUCAAAUUGAUAACCCCCUCUGGUUUAGAAGCUUGGAUGGAUUCAGUGAAACAUUAAACCUUGAGGAAUACAACAGAGUAUUUCCUCCUUGUGUCGGCACGAAACCUAGUAAUUUCGUAACAGAAGCAACAAAGGCAACUGGAACCGUAAUUAUUAACAGCACAUCUCUUGUGGAAAUAUUAAUGGACCCGAACCGGUGGACCGAGCUCUUUUCAUGUAUGAUUGGGAGAGCCUCUACUAUUGAUGUGGUUACGGAUGGCACGGGGGGAACAAGAAAUGGUGCUUUGCAACUGAUGCAUGCUGAGUUCCAAGUUCUUUCACCUUUGGUCCCUGUUCGUGAAGUGAAGUUUCUCCGGUUUUGCAAGCAGCAUGCUGAGGGUUUUUGGGCUGUGGUUGAUGUGUCUGUUGAUUCCAUCAGAGGAGGGCCAAGUGCACAAAUAUUUUCUGAUUGCAGAAGGCUCCCCUCUGGCUGCAUUGUGCAAGAUAUGCCAAAUGGUUAUGCCAAGGUCAUCUGGGUUGAACACAUGGAAUAUGAUGAUAGUAAUGUUCACCAAUCUUACCGGCCCUUACUUAGGUCAGGCUUGGGCUUUGGUGCACAAAAGUGGGUUGCCACCCUUGAGAGACAAUGUGAGUGCCUGGCAGUCAUAACGUCUUCAACCGUCCCCGGUGGAGAUCAUGGAGUAAUUAGUCCAAGUGGUAGGAGGAGCAUUGCAAAGCUUGCACAACGCAUGACUCAUAACUUCUGUGCUGGCGUGUGCGCAACAGUCUACAAAUGGGAGGUUGUCCAAGUUGGAAAUGCAGAUGAAGCAAAAUUGGUAAUGCGGAAGAGCAUGGGCAACCCAGGUGAGCCUCCUGGUGUCGUGUUGAGUGCCACAUCUACCGUUUGGAUGCCCGUGUCUGAGCAGCGUCUCUUUGACUUCCUACGGAAUGAACAGACGAGGUCCCAGUGGGAUGUCUUAUCCCAUGAUGGUGCUAUGCAACAGAUGUUUCACAUAGCUAAAGGCCAGGAUCUUGGCAACAGCAUCUCUCUUCUUCGUUCAAGUGCUACGUCUCCAAAUUCGAAUCAAAAUGGCAUGCUGAUCUUGCAAGAGACAUCCACAGACGUGUCGGGAUCUCUGAUAGUAUAUGCCGCGGUUGACAUACCGGCAAUGAAUGUGGUGAUGAGCGGGGGGGACUCUUCUUGCGUGGUUUUGCUGCCAUCAGGUUUUUCAGUAGUUCCAGAUUGUUACCCUGACUCAGCCGGGCCUAAUAGCUCCAGUGGAAAUUUUGCGAAAGAAGCUACUGCUGGUGGCGGUAGCAACGGUUGUUUGCUGACAGUUGGGUUCCAAAUAUUGGUGAACAGCUUGCCAGCAUCCAAGCUGACUUUGGAAUCCAUCGAUACCGUGAAUGCCCUGAUUGGUCGCACUCUUCAAGGUAUCAGAUCUGCACUCGAGUGCAGUUGACUCGGCCAGCGAAAUGUGCGAGUGCUGCAUGGUGUAAAAGCAUAAUUAAAUAGCCAUUUUCUUUUUUAAUGGGGUUGUCUCUCUUAUUGGGUGAUAAUGAAAAGAUUUGUUUAUUUAAACGAGAGUGGGGUUAGGGUGUUGAUUAGAAUUGGCACAAAAAGAAAGGGGGGUUCGAGUCAAGAGCGAACCUUGGUAAAUCUUGACUGGUUUUCUUGAGAUAGUAUUUUGUUUCAAUGGCUAAAGAUAGAAUGGCGUCGUCUCCGUGGUGGACGGUGGUUCGGGUAUUGACUCGGAUGGCCUAUUGAAAUACUAAAGUCAGCUCUCUCCCUGUCUCUUUGUAUUUGUCAGUGGUGCAUGUUAGUUUGUUGAAUAGGGUUACAUUACAUUACAUAUACAUAUACUGGCUGCAGAAUUGUCUUCUUUUGUUAUAUUGCAUGCACAUUUCUCAAACUUUUGGGGUAAUGAAUGAUAGAU
Coffea eugenioides is the source of this 3552-nucleotide messenger RNA. RefSeq names its product homeobox-leucine zipper protein ANTHOCYANINLESS 2-like. The record is from RefSeq and is a predicted model, not a curated record. Bases 613 to 3078 code for a protein of 821 amino acids. Gene Ontology annotation, molecular function: DNA binding; lipid binding. Lineage: Eukaryota; Viridiplantae; Streptophyta; Magnoliopsida; Gentianales; Rubiaceae. The transcript has 9 exons.